UUUUAAGACUGGCAAAUAGCCACAUUUUUUCUUCCUUUUUGCUAGCUAUUUCCGGCGAGUGUUUAUACAUAAUUUAAAUCGAGAAGAUAUAAUGGGUUUCGUUAAGGUAGUUAAGAACAAGCAGUACUUCAAGAGGUACCAGGUGAAGUUCCGUAGGCGCCGGGAAGGCAAGACUGAUUACUACGCCCGGAAACGCUUAACGUUUCAAGACAAAAAUAAGUAUAAUACUCCAAAGUACCGUUUAAUCGUGCGUCUGUCCAAUAAGGAUAUUACUGUGCAGAUCGCCUACGCUCGAAUCGAGGGUGAUCGAGUAGUUUGCGCCGCGUAUUCUCAUGAACUUCCUAAGUAUGGAAUCCAGGUUGGUUUGACAAAUUAUGCUGCUGCUUAUUGCACGGGAUUACUGGUCGCCCGCCGUGUUCUUAACAAGUUGGGUCUGGACAGUCUCUAUGCCGGUUGCACAGAAGUAACAGGUGAAGAGUUCAACGUGGAGCCAGUUGAUGACGGCCCAGGCGCUUUCCGUUGCUUCUUAGAUGUUGGCCUGGCUCGCACAACAACUGGAGCUCGUGUGUUCGGUGCAAUGAAGGGUGCUGUUGAUGGUGGUUUGAACAUCCCCCACUCAGUGAAACGAUUUCCCGGAUACUCGGCAGAGACGAAGAGCUUUAAUGCCGAUGUGCAUCGCGCUCAUAUCUUUGGACAGCAUGUUGCUGACUACAUGCGCACUCUGGAGGAGGAGGACGAAGAGAGCUUUAAACGCCAGUUUAGCCGAUACAUAAAGUUGGGUAUUCGCGCUGAAGAUCUUGAAGAUAUCUAUAAAAAAGCCCACCAAGCCAUUCGUAACGACCCCUCCCAUAAGGUCACCGACAAGAAGGCUUCUGGAGUUACGAAGAGGUGGAAUGCUAAGAAACUCACAAACGAGCAACGCAAAGCCAAGAUUGCGGCUCACAAAGCCGCUUACGUGUCAAAGCUUCAGUCGGAGACCGAAGCGUAACAGUGCUUUUCCAGCGUUGCAGUUUAAAUUGGUAUAAACAUAAAUAAAGAGUUGUAAUGACAUAA
This is a messenger RNA of Drosophila eugracilis, 1053 nucleotides long. RefSeq names its product 60S ribosomal protein L5 (gene RpL5). Gene Ontology annotation, biological process: ribosomal large subunit assembly; translation. Gene Ontology annotation, molecular function: structural constituent of ribosome; 5S rRNA binding. Bases 92 to 988 code for a protein of 298 amino acids. NCBI's taxonomy places the organism in Eukaryota, Metazoa, Arthropoda, Insecta, Diptera, Drosophilidae. The transcript is spliced from 5 exons. Gene Ontology annotation, cellular component: cytosolic large ribosomal subunit; ribosome. The record is from RefSeq and is a predicted model, not a curated record.